Molecule: messenger RNA, 1266 nt
Organism: Tuber melanosporum (Perigord truffle)
Lineage: Eukaryota; Fungi; Ascomycota; Pezizomycetes; Pezizales; Tuberaceae
Exons: 1
Coding region: 1-243 (80 amino acids)
Source: RefSeq, a predicted model, not a curated record
AUGAAACGCCAAACACUCUCCUGUUAUCACGUGAGCCUUCUAUCAAGGAAUUUGUCCAAAGACAACCUCCAGCAUCAAGCAACCCCAGCCCCAACCUCUCUCCUUCCAACUUCCCAAAUCUCAUCAGGCCCCAAAACCGAGCACGCCUCCCCACGCGCGAACCAGGAAAUUAAACCCCUACUCCUCAACCCUCUUCUCCCCUUCUACCUCUCUCCCCUCAAAACCUUAGGCACCAGCUCCUGAAUCUCCAAUAGCGCAGAAAUGCCAUCCAGCCCAUCAGUUCCGAAUGUCCUGGCACCACCAAAGGCACACAUCCCAUCUCCUCAAGCCUCUUAUCGAUGAACCCUCCAACACCAGAUAGUCCGCAAUACUUGCCUCGCUGGGGAAGAAAUUCGGCACAAUACCCCGGCAAAUAAGGUCCCCCGUGAACAGCGUGUUCUCAACCUCAUCCCAUAAGGUUAUUGAAUCCGGUGUAUGUCCCGGGGUAUGAAUGACCACCAUCCCACUAUCAUUGGCUCCUCCAGUCUCGAGCGGAAACCCACACCAAUCCUCCAGCCAGAUCCCAACCUUGUGCUCCGGGUAGGGUAUGCCGACCGCGUCGUUCAGGCCAUUCCCCCUUCUGGCUUCGCAAGUAUGAAUUCUGGCGCCCGGCCGACGCCCCGAUGAGUGCGUCGGGGAACUAUACCGUGCCACCGAUAUUGUCGAAAUUGUGGGGAGUUAUCAUAAUCUCGUAGGGGAGGCACCCUCCCGGGUUGAUUAUACGAUCCUGGGUGCGGUUGUAAGGCCACAGCUGCGGAACGCACUCUAAGAACGUGCGGAGGGAGGGGAGGUAGUGUGAUGGUGGGGGGUCGUGGGGGGAUAGAGGCCGCCAAGGCCCGUGUCUAUGAUCAGGACUUUGUGGGAUAGCGCUUUACGAUUAUGUUGGGAAUCUUGCCGACAGCAUUUUGUUCGGUUAUUAUCAGGGCGGUGGAGUUUAACGGGUAGGUUUUGAAGGGUGUUAUGGCUUUUGGGGUGGUGACCUGUAGGCGCAUUUUUGGGGAGCUUUACUAGAGGGAAGGUCUUGGGGAUGGAGUAGGAGUUCGGUUUAAUACAGCCCUCGAAGGGAUUUAGGCCUUCGUUUUUCCUGCGCGACGGUGGGUUACGGGAGGAUCUCUGUCCCGUACCGUAUCCGGCGUCCCCGCUAUAGCCUGUUGGUACUUGGGCCUUAGUAGUAUCAAUAACUUUUUAUCCUAUUUAUUUUCAACGUAUUUCUCUAUCCCAAAAAAA